AUGCCCACUCAACCUUCGAUUUCUCAACCGUCCUCACCAACGCGUGCCGUUGGGGGGAAGAAACCGUCGAAUCCUCCUCUAACGCAUGCCGUUGGAAGCGAGAAACCGGUGGAUUCUCCGCCACCACCCGGUGAUGGCGGCGCGAAACCGAAACAUCCGGGCGUGAACCCCGCUGCCCCUAAUAAGGGCCGCACCUCAACCCCUCGUGGUGCCAACCCCCAAGCCAAGGCUACGUUGCAAGACAAAGCCGCGGUGGACGAGGCAUGGCGCAAGGAUUGGUACUCUCAACAUCCACGAACGGAACGCUGUCGACCUACGGAAGACGAGUUCAGGCGCGCGAUGUCCAGAUUCAAUGACGACUCACUUACGGGGGACGACUACCGCUUCGCAGCGCUAGCCUCUCUCCCCACACCUGUGGAACCCGGUUCUGCCUUCUCCAUGAUGAUUCUUUGUCGCUCGGGGGCGGCCACGUUCCCACUUCAAGUAAUGUUGGACUCGAUCGGAGCGGAGCUACAGCCACUCGCCUGGCUCGCAGCAAAACCGGCCCUACGGGACUUCAAGAAGGUCCACAACGUAGGCAUUAGUUUUACCUGUACCGACCGCGCCACCGUAGACAAAAUCGGCGGCAUCAAGCUCACCGUUUGUGGGAAGCAAUUCCCUAUCCUCGCCUACUCGGAGUACUCCGCGCUGUAUUGGGUCGAUAUCGUCCUGUCCAACGAGGCGACAGCCGAGAACGUGUACGAGUACUUCGUACACCAAAACGAGCGGCCAGUUCUCAUCACGUCAACCUACGACAAAUACUCGGUCAAAUCACGACAUGUUACUGUCUACUUUAAAUCGAACGAACCUCCGGCGUGUCUCAUGUAUGGUAAAGACGACCCGGUGCGCGAAAUCUUCCCUCUGGGCAACGACUCGUUCGCCUGCUACGUCAACCACCGCAUCAGCCGCUACAACGCGGGCCCCCCGCCGUCCAUCAAGGCCAAACAGGCUCGCGAUAAAGCAAAAAAAAAUACCAAGCAACCGCCAGCGCCCCAGGCACCACCAUCGACACCGACUAGGCGCUCGUCUCCAGUUCCAUCGAUACUGGUUCCGGAACCUACAAAGGACGACCAGGCUAUGGACGACGCACAGUCCUUGGAUGAGGAAAUUCACCUGCCCAUCGACCCCAGGCCCCACAAGGCGGAUCACGUCAUGGACGACUCUACUCCUGAUGAAGAGGACACAUCUGAAAGCGAGGAGGACGAUGUUUGCUCCAUGGGCCCACCUACCCUGAUCAUAUCACCGUCGAUCGCAGGCGAUCGUGAGGAAGUGAGGCACCCGGGUGCGCCAACGAAGGAUGCUCCUAUGUGGCUCCGCAUUCAGUACUCCCGCAAAGUCAUGGGGGUAAAAGCCGCCAACGUUUCACCUCGAACGUCGAAAUCAAUCUUCGCUACGACAACCAACAACCCAACAGCGGUCGAAUAUGAGUUUUCAACACUCAACCGCUUCGCAAUCCUCGCGGACGACGAAUCAGACGCAGGGAACAUACCUCCUCCUUUGAAAGUGGCGAUCAACGGGAGCCAAAACACCCGCGCAAAGUUCAACCGCCAGGUUCUCACCUCGACUGCUUCACUCCGUCAGUACGAUACGCUGGCAUCGGACUACGCGGUCGAAUCCAUGCCUAUGGCGGAGUUCCUUAGCUUUUUAGAGAGCUACAUCGCCACGUACCAGAGUUCAGAGGACCCGGAGGAGGCCAUGGCUAUGCUUCAGGCUAAUCCAGGCCACCUUUUACCUCUCAUAGACGGCGACCACCCUACGAACUAUGACAUUUUGGAGACCAAGUUACAAACCCACGUUCUGCAACGCUGCAUCCAACCACGCUUCACGCUGGAGGAAGUACAAGCUGCGCGGGACGCGCGGGCCGACUCCAUCUUCACGUCCAGGCCCAUCUGGCAAUUCCUUGUCCCAGACACCUCUAUGCCGGGACUCCUGCACCAAUUGCUCGACGACCAGUCGCGCCCGCUUGCCUGGGCAGCAGCUCGGCUAUGUCAAUACCUACAAAUCAACCAGCCCGAGCUGUAUUUCAACCAAGCCAAGAUCUAUGGAUUACUUCUAUCCCUCAAACCUUUUCUGCCAGCAGCCACGGUGCCUGCGAAUCCACACUUUUUGUGGACCGACGCCACCAUCUGCGCGUUGGCCAAAUCGGCUUUAGGCGAUUACCUACUUCAAAGCAACAUCCCCCACGCCCUUAGCGACGCCAUUCACCUCCUCGCGGCUGCGCAUCCGCUCACCUCCCACCACAUUGGUUGCUUCCUCGCCUAG
Molecule: messenger RNA, 2301 nt
Organism: Aphanomyces astaci
Lineage: Eukaryota; Oomycota; Saprolegniomycetes; Saprolegniales; Verrucalvaceae
Exons: 1
Coding region: 1-2301 (766 amino acids)
Source: RefSeq, a predicted model, not a curated record